Pistacia vera is the source of this 1002-nucleotide messenger RNA. RefSeq lists its product as uncharacterized. Lineage: Eukaryota; Viridiplantae; Streptophyta; Magnoliopsida; Sapindales; Anacardiaceae. The coding region runs from base 1 to 1002 and encodes 333 amino acids. The transcript has 2 exons. The record is from RefSeq and is a predicted model, not a curated record.
AUGGGCAACAUUAAUGCGGUUAGAUUUGCAGGGGAAAAGAAGGGAGGUUGUAAUAAAUGGAAUUCGCAAUGUGAAGAGUUUAAUGACAUGUGUAAGGAAGCUGAUAUUGAUGAUCUUAAUGCCAUUGGUUCAUUCUUCACUUGGAAUAAUAAAGGAGAGGUCAAUUGGAGGAUUUGGUGUAAACUUGAUCAGGUGAUGUGUAAUGAGCAUUGGAGCAGCAAGUUUCCCAACUCUUUUGCGUCCUUCCUUACUCUAGGCAUAUCAGACCAUUGUCCAAUGGUGGUUGAUAGUGGGCUGAACUUUCAAGGUAAGAAAUCCCCUUUCAAGUUUUUCAACUUUUGGGCAGAGCAUGGGGACUUCUUCCCUAUCGUGGAGAGAGUAUGGAGAUUGGAGCUGGAGGGUAACCCCAUGUACAGGCUGGUCUCUAAGCUAAAAGCAUUGAAGGUUGAGCUUAAGAGACUAAAUAGAAAGGAGUUCAUGAACAUUUCGGAAAGAGUGAAAUUUGCAAGAGAUGAUCUGGCCCAAGUCCAAGAAAGGCUUAUUGUGGAUCCGGUUGAUGGUGCUCUAUUGCAAGAGGAGAAACUUAAGGCGGAAAAGAUGGUCAAGCUUUCAAAAGCUGAAGAAUCAUUAGCCAAGCAAAAGUCUAGGGUUAAAUGGUUAUGGGAAAGGGAUGCUAACACUUCUUACUUCUUUAAAUCUAUUGCUGGAUGGAGGAAUAGAAAUAAGAUUGUGUCCUUGGAAAUUAGGGAAGACUCGUUACUAGUGAUCAAGAUAGAAUCAAAGAGGAAAAGCAGCUGUUACAAGGAGGAGGCCAACUCCAUGAUUAGUGAGGUUUCCAAAGAAGAGAUUCAAGAGACCAUGUUUGGAAUGAGUAAAGACAGAGCACCGGGGCCAGAUGGUUGUGGAGCUUUUUUCUUUAAAAAAGCUUGGGAUAUUGUCGGUCAUGAUGUUGUUAAAGCGAUCCAAAAUUUCUUCAAGUCUGGGAAAAUGCUUGAGAGGUGA